GAGGGGGGGGGGCACCUGAAAGAAGCCUCUCCCGUUCCGAGACCGGGCCUCCGGGGGGGCUCUACCAUGGACCCCCCGCUUGGGCAUCGCUUCCUGGUCCGGAUCCUCGGCCUCGCCUGAACCCCCGGUUCGGAAGCGGGGGGCAGGGCGGCUUGGCACAAAAGGUGCCCCCCAACCCAGUCCAAUCCGGCCAGGGCGCACGGGAAGCGCAGCCAGCGACAGCGGGGGAGCGGCCUUUCCGCCCUUUUGGGGGGGACUGUUGGGAUCCCCUUGAGUGGGGGUGGGCUCCCUUCUCUCCGAGGGUCCCCCCUGCUUUGUCUUGGCCUCUUUCCCCCUUGUUUUGCCCCCCAAAAGAGGAGAGGAGAGCCUGAUGUUCGGAGAGAGGAGAAGGACGCAGAAGAGGAGGAAGGAGAGCCACUAGCCAAGGAGGAAGGCGAGGAAAAGACCCCUUUUUCCCGGAAAUUACGACCCCCACAUCUCCCCCUCCCCUCGGGACCCUUUUCGGAAGAGGAAAAGGAAGGAGAAGAGGAAGGAAACGAGGAGGAGGAGGAAGGAGGAGAGGAAGGAGAAGGAGAAGAAGAUGUCUUUGCGAACCGCGUUGGCCGCCGGCAAUGAGCGCAAUGCCGACACUGCGCACCCGCGCUGCCCAGUGGUGACACUGGACGCAGCCCCGCUCCCGGCCACCCCUCCGCCACCCCCACCGCUGUCCCCGCAACCGCCCUCCUCGGGCCCAGCGCUGUCCGGCAGCCGCUCGGAGAAGGGCUCCUCCUCGUCCUGGUCCAGCCGCUCGCUGGGCGCCCGCUGCCGCAACUCCAUCGCCUCCUGCGCCGACGAGCAGCCGCACAUCGGGAACUACCGCCUGCUCAAGACCAUCGGGAAGGGCAACUUCGCCAAAGUCAAGCUGGCCAGGCACAUCCUCACCGGCAGAGAGGUGGCGAUCAAAAUAAUCGACAAAACCCAGCUGAACCCAACAAGCCUCCAAAAGCUUUUCCGCGAAGUCAGGAUCAUGAAGGGCCUCAACCACCCCAAUAUUGUGAAACUUUUCGAAGUCAUAGAGACAGAAAAGACCCUCUACUUAGUGAUGGAAUACGCCAGCGCUGGCGAAGUCUUCGAUUACUUAGUCUCUCACGGCCGGAUGAAGGAGAAAGAAGCCCGGGCUAAGUUCAGACAGAUUGUCUCCGCUGUGCACUAUUGUCACCAAAAGAACAUCGUCCAUAGGGAUCUCAAGGCCGAGAACCUCUUGCUGGACGCCGACGCCAACAUCAAGAUCGCGGACUUUGGUUUCAGCAACGAGUUCACGCUGGGCUCCAAGCUGGACACCUUCUGCGGAAGUCCUCCUUACGCCGCCCCGGAGCUCUUCCAGGGCAAGAAGUACGACGGGCCGGAAGUGGACAUCUGGAGCCUGGGGGUCAUCCUCUACACCCUGGUCAGCGGCUCACUGCCCUUCGACGGGCAGAACCUCAAGGAGCUGCGGGAGCGUGUGCUGCGGGGCAAGUACCGCGUCCCCUUCUACAUGUCCACCGACUGCGAAAACAUCCUCCGGCGCUUCUUGGUGCUCAACCCGGCCAAGCGCUGCACCUUGGAGCAAAUCAUGAAGGACAAAUGGAUCAACAUUGGCUACGAAGGGGAUGAACUGAAGCCCUACAAGGAGCCCGAAGAGGACUUUGCAGAUGCCAAACGGAUCGAGGUGAUGGUGGGCAUGGGCUACACAAGGGAAGAGAUCAAGGAGGCCUUGACCAACCAAAAAUACAACGAAGUCACAGCCACCUACCUCCUGCUGGGCAGGAAAAACGAGCAGGUGGAAGGGGGCGAGUCCCGCACGGGCAGCAGCCUAUCCUUGGCCCGGGUGCGGGCGCCCAGUGAGGCCUCCAACGGGACCACCAAGUCCUCCUCUUCCUCCUCCUCGCACUCCAAGAGCCAAAGGGGGUCCUCCACUUACCACCGGCAGCGGCGGCACAGCGACUUCUGCGGACCCUCCCCGGUGCCCAUGCACCCGAAGCGCAGCCCCACCAGCACCGGAGAUGGCGAACUGAAGGAGGAGCCGCGCAUGCCCUCGCGCAAGGCCAGCUGCAGCGUGGUGGGCAGUGGCCGCGGCAUCCCCCCUUCCAGCCCCAUGGUCAGCAGCGCCAACAACCCCAACAAGUCGGAGAUCCCCGACCGGCGCAAGGACAGCGCUGUCAACACGAAUAACAUUCCCUCUAGCAUGAUGACCCGGAGGAACACCUACGUCUGCACGGACCGGCCAGGCGGGGAACGCCACUCCUUGCUCCAGAACGGCAAAGAGAACAGCUCUGCGUCCAGCCGCGUGCCCCCGGCCUCGCCCUCCAGCCACAGCAUUGCGGCCAGCUCCUCCUCCUCCUCCUCGGAGCGCACCCGCCUCUCUCGCGGCACCAACAUCCGCAGCACCUUCCACGGGGGGCAAGUGCGGGACCGGCGCGGGACCGGCGUGCAGAACGGGCCGCCCACCUCGCCCACACUCUCCCACGAGGCCAGCCCCCUGCCCCAGAGCCGCAGCCGCGCCACCUCCAACCUCUUCAGCAAGCUCACCUCCAAACUCACACGAAGGGUCGCAGACGAACCUGAGAGAAUCAGGGGACCUACGCUCACAAGUGGCAAUCUACCUUGGCAUCAAAAGGAAGCAGAACCCCGGCUGCUCCGAUUUACCUGGAAUGUGAAGCUGACCAGCCCCCGCUCGGCCGAGGCUCUGCUGGCCGCCCUCCGCCAGGCCACGGACUCUGCCCACUGCUUCUGCCGCCAGACGGAGCCCUUUGUCCUCUCCUGCUCCUUCGAGAAGGCCCCCAGCGAGCUCUUCUGCGCCUUCGAGGUGGAGGUCUGCCGGCUCCAGCGCCUGGGCGGCCUCCACGGGGUGCUCUUCCGGCGACAGGCCGGCACCUCCCUCGCCUUCCGCAGCCUGGUGGGAAAGAUCUCCGACCAGCUGCAGCUCUAGCCGGGCGGGCGGCCAGCCCAGGGGACCCUCCCGGGAGACCCCCGCCCCAGAAACACACCCGGUGCAGCCCUCCACGCCCCCAACAUUUCCGGUGCACCGAGGAGCCGCUCUGGGGACGAGGCUGCCUUGCAAUUGUGGGGGCGCCGGGUGCAGAUUUGGGGUGCAAACGGUGGCGAUGCCAUUAGGACUCUUCUGGACGAUCACAGGCUGGAGACAAAAUCCUCAACCCCAUAGUUUCAGGGAUGGGUCUGAUCCUGCAUUGCAUUGCAUCGAGGAGCUGCUCUGGGGGAGGGGUUGCCUUGCACUUGUGGGGGGAUUCGGGGGCGUUUGGUGUGGAUUCUGGGGUGCAAAAGGUGGGGAUGCCGUUAGGACUCUUCCGGAUGAUCACAGGCUGCAGACAAAAUCCUCAACCCCAUAGUUUCAGGGAUGGGUCUGAUCCUGCAUUGCGCUGCAUCGAGGAGCUGCUCUGGGGGAGGGGUUGCCUUGCACUUG
Molecule: messenger RNA, 3439 nt
Organism: Anolis sagrei ordinatus
Lineage: Eukaryota; Metazoa; Chordata; Lepidosauria; Squamata; Anolidae
Source: RefSeq, a predicted model, not a curated record